Molecule: messenger RNA, 1703 nt
Organism: Physella acuta
Lineage: Eukaryota; Metazoa; Mollusca; Gastropoda; Physidae
Product: ribosomal biogenesis protein LAS1L
Biological process (GO): maturation of LSU-rRNA; maturation of 5.8S rRNA
Cellular component (GO): Las1 complex; preribosome, large subunit precursor
Molecular function (GO): endonuclease activity
Source: RefSeq, a predicted model, not a curated record
UCAAGAACCCUUGGGUCAUAGGUCACUCAAAUCAAAAUGGCUGCUCCAUUGAUGUCUUUACUAUCCCCAGGCACAAUAAAACAUGUUGUUCCAUGGAAAAACAGGAAUGAGUUUUUGAAUGUCUACAGUGAUUUAUACAGUGAUGAUGUUAAUCUUCAAGAAAAUGCCAUAAACAGAAUUGCUGUUUGGAAGUCAAGGGCUGGAAGCAAGCUGUCUGUGGCUAUAGAGAGCAGUGCUAUGCUGCUGCAGUCAUGUAUGGAGCAUGAAAAAACAUUGAAAGAAGGAAAACUUCGGGAGAAGGAAAGCCAACUCAGAUCUAUUUAUAGUUUAGCUCUGAUAAGGUUUGUGAACCAUGUUACAGAGAAGGGACAGACAAAAGCCACAGCACAGCCAAUACAUUUGAUUGCCAGAGAUUUUGGCAUCCCUGAAUGGAUUGUACGGCUGCGUCACGAGGCCACACAUGCUUCCCUCCCUUGCCUGGAUGCCCUGGCCACAGGGGCACGCUGGGCAUUGGGGUACCUGAAAGACCAGUUCUGGGCACAGCAAGUCCCAGAUGCUGACAGUGAAGAGUGUGACAAGGACGUGGUGGCCAGGUCUCCAAGAUUUGCUGACAUACGCAGAGCUUUCUAUGACUUUCAGAAAGGCAGGUACCAGGAAAUCAGUUCUGAAGAUAAAGACAAAGAGUCUGGGGAUCACACAGAGGUUCUAAAAGUUUUACACAAGUAUCUCAUCAAAAACAGGUUAAGAUUCAUCAAAUGCCUUCUAGAGGAUGGUAUAUUGAUAUCAACAGAGGAACAGCUAGUAGCUUUGGGAAUAUCCAGCUCAGCUUUACUGAACAAAUCUCCACCCACUGUGCCUGUGGAGAUGGUCAACUUCUGGCGGCCAUUGUUGAAAAAACUUGACAAUGCUGGUGCUCUCCCCUUCAUGCUGCAGAUGGCCAUGUUUUCUGUGACAUCUGGUGAAGGUCUGCGCAACUACCAACUUGUGGCGUGGAUAGCUUUUAUUCUAUCUCAGUGUGAAGGUUCAAAAAUAAGGAGGAAAAAGUCCAAGUCAAGGAAACAUGACUCCCUGUUUAAAUCCCCUGUUGCCAUGCCAACUAAAACAUUGUUGACAGCUUGUCUACAAAACAUUAAUGGCUUCACAGCUCAUUUGUUGAAAUAUCUUGCAGAUAAAGAGAGUUUAGGUGCUGCAAGCUAUUCUAAACUGCUGAAACUGCUGGACAUUCAAACUAAAAGUAAUCUAGAUGUUUCCUCUUCUGAGGAUUCAGACACUGUCUAUACAAUUGAAGAUCUGAAACAAGCCAAACAAAAGCAUGUGUCUCAAUUAACCUCCAGUACAGUGCACAGCAUACAGACUAGCAUGGAGGAGAGUGGCAUCCCUUGGAAAAUUUGCACUGACCUAGUGGAUUGGUCCAACGUGCCUUUAGGUGUCAUCCCAACACAUAGCCUUAAUAACGAGGAAGAUGAUGAUGAAGAGGCAGAUCUUAACACAGAUGACAAAACUGACGGGUACAGCAAGGAGGCAAGCAGUGAGGAGCUGAGUGACUCAGAUGACGCAGGAGUUGGGAGGAAGAGGAUCAGUAAGGAGGACGUCAACGACAGCAAUUCAACACCAAAGCGGACAAAGUUCAUCGUUGAAGAUGAUGGCCUCUUAUAAAUACUCUGUUGUAUAUUUUAGUUUUUAAUAAAUGGAUGUUUCUGUCA